Molecule: messenger RNA, 2079 nt
Organism: Sporothrix schenckii 1099-18
Lineage: Eukaryota; Fungi; Ascomycota; Sordariomycetes; Ophiostomatales; Ophiostomataceae
Exons: 2
Coding region: 1-2079 (692 amino acids)
Source: RefSeq, a predicted model, not a curated record
AUGGCUGAACAGCUUUUCACCCUUCCCGACGGCCGCAUGAUUGCCUACCGCGUCUCCGGCGCGCCUGACGGCUAUCCCCUCGUCUGGUUCCACGGCACGCCGUCCAGCACGGAACCCCCGCCAGCUCUGGAAGCGGCCGCCAAGAAGCAGGGCAUCCGCAUCAUUGCAGCCGCCCGCCCCGGCUACGGCGAUUCCGGCCGCCACCCCGGCCGUCGCGUCGUCGACGCCGUGGCCGACACCCAGGCCCUCAACGACUUCUUGGGCGUCCGGGAGUGCCUGCUCAUGGGCUGGAGCGGCGGCGGACCGCAUGCGCUCGCCUGUGCGGCGCGUCUCCCAGGCGCCCGGGCCGCCCUGACGAUUGCCGGCGUGGGCCCCGCCGACGCGCCGGACCUGGACUUUCUCGCGGGCCAAGGCGACGACAACGUCGAGGAGUUUCGCGCGGCGGCGGCGGGCGAGCCCGCCCUGCGCGCCUUCUGCGACGCCAUGCGCAGCGAGAUCCGCGCCGGCGGGCCCGCGGGCGUGGUGGCCGCGUUCGACACGAUCCUGAGCGACGUCGACAAGGCCGCAACCCAAGACCCGGCCAACGGGCUGCGCGACUACCUCUUCCACGUCCUCGACGACGGCCUCCACGCCGGCGUCGACGGCUGGAUCGACGACGACCUCGAGUUUACGCGGCCCUGGGGCUUUGACCUCGCCGAGAUCGACGUCCCCGUACUGCUGUACCAGGGCAGCGACGACAAGAUGGUGCCGUACGCGCACGGCCAGUGGUUUGCCAAGCACCUGCCCGCCGCAUCGUUACGGGCACACCUGAUUGAAGGCGAGGGCCACGUGAGCCUCGUGGCCAAGGGGGCAGAGCUGCUGACGGAGCUGGUCGCGGCGGGAGACGUGAAAGCGAAAUGCCAACCGGCGGUCCAAUGUUUGUUUAAAUGCGUACAUACAUGCGAGCAACUGGCGCUUCCUGUUGGCAAGCCUACUGGCUACGCCACGCUACAGCUCCGGAGAGUCGGCAAAGUUGACGGCCACGUGCUCCGGCCGGGACGCCCCGCCCGCCACCUGCUUGCCCAGCGCGCCCAGUGUCUCCUGCUCCUCGGCCGUCAGCUCGACGCGGAGCGCGGCCAGGUUCUCCUGCAAGCGCUCCGUCUUGCGCGUGCCCGGGAUGGCAAACACGUCGUCGCCCUGCGCCAGCAGCCACGCGAGGCACAGCUGUGCCGUCGUCACGCCCUUUUUCUUGGCCAGCUCGCCGAUCUGGGCCACCGUGGCCACGUUCGCCUCAAGGUUCCCCUCCUGGAACCAGGGCAGGCCAAACGAGCGGCGCAUGUCGCCCGUCGCGCCCAGGUCGGCCGCACCGGCAAUGCCGCCCGUCAGGAGGCCGCGGCCGAGCGGGCUGGACGCGACGACGGCCACGCCCAGCUCGCGGGCCGCCGCCAGGAUGCCCCGUUUGGGGUCGUCGGCGGCCUCGAUGGCGCGGGAAAACACCGAGUACUCCGUCUGGACGGCCGCGAUGGGGUGGACGGCAUGGGCGCGGCGCAGCGAGGUGGCGCUGCACGCGCCCAGGCCAAUGUACCGGAUCUUGCCCUCGUUCUUCAGCGCCACCAGUGCCUCGAUUGUCGUUUCAAUGGGCGUCUUGCCGUCGAGGCGGUGCACGUAGAACAGGUCAAUGUACGCGACGUUGAGCCGCGUCAGCGACUUGGCCAGCUGCUGCCGCGCGUACGCGGGCGACGAGUCGAAUUUGAUGUCGGUCGGCACCGUCAUGUCGAUGCCAAACUUGGUCGCCAAAAAGACGUGGGCGCGCUUCUCGGGGUUGCGCGCGAACCACUUGCCCAGCAGGUCCUCCGAGUCCAGGUACAUGUCGGCCGUGUCCCAGAAGCGCUCGCCCAUGGCGUAGGCUCGGUCCAAGAAGCCAAGGCGCUCUUCGUCGGAGCCGACGGCGUUGUAGGCGCCGCUGUUGUUCAUGAGGCCGAGGCCGAGGCGCGGCAGCAUGGGGCCAUUCUUGCCAAGCGGACGGGAGGUAAUAGGCGAAGCCAUAGCGUAGGAGAGGAUAUAGAUUCCUGUUUAAAGGUCAAUUGGACAUGUCAAUGA